This is a messenger RNA of Olea europaea var. sylvestris, 1317 nucleotides long. RefSeq names its product transcription factor MYB102-like. NCBI's taxonomy places the organism in Eukaryota, Viridiplantae, Streptophyta, Magnoliopsida, Lamiales, Oleaceae. The transcript is spliced from 3 exons. The coding region runs from base 97 to 1149 and encodes 350 amino acids. The record is from RefSeq and is a predicted model, not a curated record.
GCUCUAAAGUUUUCUUCAUCUUCUGAAAAUCUCAUUUAAUUUCUUCCUUAGUAAUAUUCUCAUUAUUCAAAGUCAUCAAGACCCCCGAAAUUAUCAAUGGGAAGAUCACCUUGUUGUGAUAAAAAUGGUGUCAAGAAAGGUCCAUGGACCCCUGAGGAAGACAUGAAACUCAUUCAAUACAUUCAAGAGCACGGUGCUUGCAAUUGGCGAUCUCUUCCAAAAAAUGCUUGGCUUCAAAGAUGUGGAAAAAGUUGUCGUCUUCGUUGGACAAAUUAUUUAAGACCUGAUAUCAAGAGAGGAAGAUUUUCAUUUGAGGAAGAAGAAACUAUUAUCCAGCUGCAUAGUGUUCUUGGCAACAAGUGGUCUGCAAUUGCUGCUCAGUUGCCCGGAAGGACAGAUAAUGAAAUCAAGAACUACUGGAACACUCAUAUAAGAAAGAGACUUCUUCGAAAUGGGAUCGAUCCGGUGACUCAUGCUCCACGCCUCGAUCUUUUAGAUCUCUCAUCACUGUUACACUUGCCACAGAUAAAUCUUACGAAUCUACUUCGGCUUCACACCCUAUUAAAUCCAGAAGCCCUAAGGCUGGCAGCUAGUCUUCAGGAAAAUCCUGAACUGCUAUUGACAAAACUCCAGGAAAACCAAUUAUUCAACGCUCAGUUGCAAAACCAGACCCCCAUUUUCCAAACUGACCAAUUUCAAAACACUUUUGAUCCAAACACCCCUCUUUGCAAUCCAUCCACCGAUCUUCCUGUAACUGCUUCAGUUUCCAAUCAGUCUCAUCUCAUACAAGAGAAUAUAGAGAAAAUCUCUAUGAAUUCAGAAAGUUUGAGUGGCAAAACAUUUCAAAACAAUCCAACAACAACAUUUGAAAGUGUCCCUUUUAUGGAAAAUUUCUACAAUGGGGAUUCUUACCAGAUGCAGAAAGAUUUAUCAGAAAACAUAAGAUUUCAGUCCUCGAACAGCGGGAGCAAUAACAGCCAUAAGUUCGGUUUUGAUUCAAUUUUAUCAACGCCUCUAUCGAGCCCAAAUCCUCUAAAUUCAAGCUCAACAUAUGUCAACGGAAACACAGAAGAUGAGAGAGAAAGUUAUUGCAGUAACCUGUUGAAGUUUGAAAUACCAGAGAGUUUAGAUUUUGAUGAUUUCAUGUAAACACUCUCAUAUUUCAUUCCACUUGUUUUUUUAGGAAAUUGUGAUGGCACAAUCUUUUACUUUUGUGUCCAUUCUUUCCAGGUUUUUGGUUUGCUUUGUUAUAUAGGAUCUUUUUGUAACUUUGUUUAAAUAUAUAUGUACAGGUAGUUUAUUGUUUGUAUAUUAAAU